This is a messenger RNA of Aureobasidium pullulans EXF-150, 720 nucleotides long. Its product is annotated as phosphoserine phosphatase serb. The record is from RefSeq and is a predicted model, not a curated record. The transcript has a single exon. Gene Ontology annotation, molecular function: magnesium ion binding; L-phosphoserine phosphatase activity. The annotation marks the transcript as partial. Gene Ontology annotation, cellular component: cytoplasm. Gene Ontology annotation, biological process: dephosphorylation; L-serine biosynthetic process. Lineage: Eukaryota; Fungi; Ascomycota; Dothideomycetes; Dothideales; Saccotheciaceae.
AAUCUGUUGGAAUGCUCUGCAAUCACACGGACCGCUGCCAUUGUCAGUCUAUGCCAGCGUCAUAACAUCGAGGUUGUGUUGCAACCGCAGGCCCUCUACGUGGCCCACCGAACCCCAGGCUUGGCUGUUUUCGACAUGGACAGCACGCUGAUCCAGCAGGAGGUCAUUGACGAACUCGCACGCGCAGUUGGUCGUUAUUCUCAGGUGUCUGCCAUUACUGAGGCUGCUAUGCGCGGGGAGGCGCCUUAUACUGACUUCGAGGCAUCUUUGCGCGCUCGUGUUGGUCUUCUCGCGGGUGUGCCUGUCUCGAUCUGGCAACAUCUCCGCGCCGGCAUCAUCUCAUUCACCCCGGGAGCUCGUGAGUUGUUACGCGUUCUUCGUAGGCUUGGUUGGAAGACUGCUGUGCUCAGCGGUGGCUUCACACCUCUAGCCGAAUGGGUUCGACAAGAAUUGGGUCUGGAUUACUGCUAUGCCAACCACUUGGUCGAGUCGGAUGGGCAUCUGACGGGCGAACUGGUAGAAGGCAUGCCUAUCAUUCACGCUGAGAAGAAGCGCACUUUGCUUGAAUCUAUUGCUGAGAAAGAGGGUAUUCCUCUUGAAAAUGUCAUUGCUGUCGGCGAUGGAAGCAACGACCUUCUGAUGAUGCACCAGGCUGGUCUUGGAAUCGCUUUCAAUGCAAAGCCAAAGGUUCAGAUGCAAGCUCCGACCAAGAUCAAUGCG